This is a messenger RNA of Nematolebias whitei (Rio pearlfish), 1404 nucleotides long. It is a transcript of the gene mettl17, whose product is annotated as methyltransferase like 17. Gene Ontology annotation, cellular component: mitochondrial small ribosomal subunit. Gene Ontology annotation, biological process: translation. The transcript is spliced from 12 exons. Gene Ontology annotation, molecular function: structural constituent of ribosome; methyltransferase activity. NCBI's taxonomy places the organism in Eukaryota, Metazoa, Chordata, Actinopteri, Cyprinodontiformes, Rivulidae. The record is from RefSeq and is a predicted model, not a curated record. The coding region runs from base 34 to 1404 and encodes 456 amino acids.
CAGGUGAAGGACGUGUGGUUUAUCAACGUGUGUAUGAAAUUUGCUUUUUUUACGAUAUUUGAACUCGGUUUAGACAUCAAGGACAUGGCAACACGAAGCUAUGGAGCAUGCGUUUCCUGUCUGAGGGUGGCUACGAUGAAGAUAACGUUCAGGAGUUUUAGCUCCGCAACCAGCCCACAACCUAAAGUAGAUUUCCUGAAAGGAAAACCACACAGGGCACACCCAGGUGUGUCCAACCUGAAGACCCUGCACCUGCCCGAGGAGCUCCAGGUGGCUGCAAAGUCGAUUAUUCAUAGUGCUUGUAUAUCUAAGCUUGCGGAACACAGUCACAAACUCACAAACUACCUGUGGCGUCGGAAGCGGCUGGUUGAAGAUGGAGUGCUAAGGCAGAAGGCUAUUAUCCUGGAGAAGGAGCUCUGGGAGAAGGCCAUGCAGAAAGUAGGAGAUAUUGAUGAGCAAGCACUAGAGGAUCAAAUCAAAAGGAAGGUUCUGAAGGAGCUCAAGAGAACAACAUAUCAUUGGACUCCUCUAAAGUUCAACGAGGAGCAGGCGGUGAUCUACAUGGCCGCCCGGCUCGCUGGAGGCUACGCAGCAGUGAAGAGAGCUCUGCAUGAGAUAAAGAAAAGGGAUCCCUCGUUCGCUCCACAGUUCCUUCUGGAUUUUGGUUCAGGCUUGGGAACAGUCGCCUGGGCGUCGCACUCGUUCUGGGGCGCCUCUUUAAAGGAGAUCAUUUGUGUGGACAGCUCGGGGCCGAUGAACGUUCUGGCAGAGCGACUUCUCAAAGGCGAUGAUGAAAAAGCUAAACCUCACAUCCAGCAGGUCUAUUUCAGGCAGUUUCUUCCAGUCUCUCCUAAGGUGCAGUUUGAUUUGGUGACGGCGGCGUUCACCCUGUCGGAGCUUCCCAACGAGAAGGAGCGAGAAGAAGCCGUGAUGACUCUGUGGAGGAAGACCUCCUCUUAUCUGGUUUUGAUAGAAAAUGGAACCAAAGAGGGCCAUCAGAUGCUUAUGGAGGCCAGAGACACUUUAUUAAAGCACUCUGAAUGUCAGACGGAGAAGUUCAGCUACCUGAUUAUGAGCCGAGCAGAGCGGGCGGAGGCGGAACCAGACGGUUUGGACUGGGCUCGGCUGAUCGCACCGGUGGUGUGCAGAACUCGACACGUCCACUGCCACAUGUGCUGCUCCGACGGACAGCUGCAGCACCGGGUGGUGACGGCCCGGAAACACAGCAGAGACGUGUAUCGCUGCGCUCGGAACAGCAACUGGGGGGACAAGCUGCCGAUCGUUGAGACAGUUGACGUCCGGAGUGACGUCCCAAGUGACGUCCCGAGUGACGUCCCGAGUGACGUCCCGAGUGACGUCCCGAGUGACGUCCCGAGUAACGUCCCAAAAGACAAUUCUCUUUAA